CGGACUUGAAACCCCCCUUCUUUCUUAUUAGGGAUCCACUGAAGCCAUCAGACAAGCCCUUCAAGUUCUUCCACAGGAUAAUGUCACUUUGAAGUUUCUACUGCAAGCAACAGGGGAUGAAAGCACCAGUGAUGUUGAUCUUGCUGUUGCUAGCGGGGCCAUUAUAUUGGGAUUCAAUGUAAAAGCAGCAGGUUCAGUUAAGAGUUAUGCAGACAACAAAGGUGUUGAGAUUCGGCUCUACAGAGUUAUCUAUGAGCUCAUUGAUGAUGUGCGGAAUGCAAUGGAGGGACUCCUUGAACCUGUUGAGGAACAAGAACCAAUUGGUGCAGCAGAAAUCCGUGCGACUAUCAGCAGUGGUAGUGGCCGUGUGGCUGGAUGCAUGGUGACAGAAGGAAACGUAGUGAAAGGCUGUGGUGUUUGGAUUCUUCGGAAUGGGACAACAGUCCAUGUUGGAAUUAUUGAUUCUCUGAAGAGGGUGAAGGAAAUGGUGAAAGAGGUUAAUGUGGGACUAGAGUGUGGUAUUGGUGUGGAAGAUUUUACCGAUUGGGAAGUUGGAGAUUUAAUUGAGGCCUUCAAAACAGUGCAGAAGAAGAGAACUCUUGAGGAGGCAUCCGUCUCAAUGGCAGCUGCAUUGGCUGGAGCAGGAGUUGAUUGAUGAACCAGGAAAACUACCGGUGCCUCAAUCAUGUAAUGUGCUCUUCUUAGUUGCAUCCAAAUAUGUUUUACUUAAGUAUGGGUGCUACCUCGCUGCUAGGAUCUGCAAAGCUUACCUGGUAUGCAGAGAUUCUUGUGCUGGUGCACUGAGAUACCUGAUUCUCGGGAUCUGACCCCUGCUGAUGAGUCAUCCCUGUACGCUAUGCUGUAUAUAUUGUUAUAUUUCAAAAGACGGUCUUCUGUUGUAAAGAAGGGAUAUUUAUUCACAAUUUCUGUAAUGAUUCAAUGUCAAAAUACAUCUGUAGCAGCUCCAAACACAAUGGAAAUAGCAAUUGUCCAUUCUUUUC
Messenger RNA from Macadamia integrifolia, 1001 nucleotides. RefSeq names its product translation initiation factor IF-2, chloroplastic-like. Bases 281 to 655 code for a protein of 124 amino acids. Gene Ontology annotation, molecular function: translation initiation factor activity; GTPase activity; GTP binding. Gene Ontology annotation, biological process: translational initiation. NCBI's taxonomy places the organism in Eukaryota, Viridiplantae, Streptophyta, Magnoliopsida, Proteales, Proteaceae. The transcript is spliced from 3 exons. The record is from RefSeq and is a predicted model, not a curated record.